This is a messenger RNA of Lotus japonicus, 2563 nucleotides long. RefSeq lists its product as uncharacterized. The record is from RefSeq and is a predicted model, not a curated record. Bases 205 to 2190 code for a protein of 661 amino acids. The transcript has 3 exons. NCBI's taxonomy places the organism in Eukaryota, Viridiplantae, Streptophyta, Magnoliopsida, Fabales, Fabaceae.
UUCCACACAGUUCCAUCCAACCGCUCAAAUCCUGACACGUCAUCAUUCUCCGUAGGGUAGGUCGCGUAGGAUCACGCUCUCUUCCUUUCUUUCCCUCUUCUUUUGCCACUUGUUAUGUCUCAGUCACUCUCUCUGUCUAUGCUCCUCAUCAAAUCCACCACCACCACCGAGACUGACGGUUGAGGCGGCAGCACCACCACCACCAUGGACUUGAUUCCGGGGAAGAUCCGAAAACGUGGUUGUUCAUCACCGGCGUCGUCUUCCUCCUCCAUGCUCCACAACUACAGGUUCAAGAGGGCCAUUCUCGUCGGGAAGCGGGGCGGAUCCACCACGCCCGUCCCCACGUGGAAUCUACUCAGCUCGAGAUCUCCGGCGUCGGUGCGGGAGUCACCUAAGUACCCGCCGUCGCAGGUGGGCGGCGGCGCUAAGACCAGGCAAGCUCCCGUGUCGGCGAGGAAGCUCGCGGCGACGCUGUGGGAGAUGAACGAGAUUCCUUCGCCGAGCGUCAGAGAAGUGCGUGACCACCACCACAACACGAGGGUGAAGAAGGAGCUCAGAGCUAAGGAGAGGGUCCCGAGGUCCACGCGUUCUGGUUCUUUGCCUCCCCAUUUGUCCGAUCCGUCACAUAGUCCUGUAUCCGAGAGAAUGGAUCGAUCUGGAACUGGUAGUCGCCAUAGAAGAACUUCAUCCAUUUCUCACAAGCCGAGGCUCACAGAACACCAUGUUCCCCCAUUAGACUCCCGUAGCAAUGCCAGUCUCAUGGAGGUUGAAACCAGAUCUCGAGCUCACACUCCUGCUUUAUCUACCGUUGGAGUUAAAACACGUUUGAAAGAUGUUAGCAAUGCUCUAACAACAUCCAAAGAGCUACUUAAAAUUAUCAACCGCAUGUGGGGUCAUGAAGAUCGUCCUUCCUCUAGUAUGUCCCUUAUCUCAGCAUUACAUACUGAGCUAGAGAGGGCUCGCCUACAGGUCAAUCAGCUUAUCCAGGAACAACGCUCAGAUCAGAAUGAGAUAAGUUAUUUGAUGAAGUGUUUUGCUGAAGAAAAGGCUGCUUGGAAAAGCAAGGAGCAAGAAAUCGUCGAGGCUGCAAUUGAAUCUGUUGCCGGAGAACUCGAUGUAGAAAGGAAGCUGAGGAGACGGUUUGAAAGCUUGAACAAGAAGCUUGGGAGAGAACUGGCUGAGACCAAAGCAUCCCUUCUCAAGGUGGUGAAAGAGCUUGAAAGUGAGAAGAGAGCAAGAGAAAUUAUUGAACAAGUAUGUGAUGAGUUAGCAAGAGAUGUUGAUGAGGAUAAAUCCGAGAUAGAUAAACAAAAGAGAGUGGCGACAAAAGUUUUUGAAGAUGUAGAAAAAGAAAAGGAAAUGAUUCAGUUAACUGAUAUGCUACGCGAGGAGAGAGCUCAAAAGAAACUCUCAGAGGCAAAAUAUCAGAUGGAGGAAAAGAAUGCAGCUGUUGAUAACCUCAGGAAUCAACUUGAAGCUUUUCUCGGAAGCAAACAAGUUAGAGAAAAAGGACGAAGUUCCACCCACUUGAAUGAUGAUGAAAUUGCUGCGUAUCUGGGCAGAAGCCGAUUAGCUUCCCAUCAUAAUGAAGAUAAAGAAGAUGAUGGAGGAGAGGUUGACAAUGGAGUAGAAUGUGAAGAGGAAUCUGCUGAAAGUGAUCUGCAUUCCAUAGAGUUAAAUAUGGACAACAACAACAAGAGCUAUAAAUGGGCCUCCCCUUCUGAAAGCAGGUUCGAUACAAGAAGAUAUCCAACCGGGGAAGGAGUGAAAGGUAGGAGGUCUACCUCCGGGAGAGCCGCAAGGAGAAGCACGUCGCUGCAAAGGAGUAUAUCAGAAGGAAUAGAAUGGGGUGUCCAAGCCGAGAAGCUUCAAAGUUCAGGAGAUGGAUUAGAUUGGGAAGGCUUUUAUGAACUGGAGAAGCAAACUCAAGGAAAAGGUUAUGGCGAUGAAAUGCUAGGGUACAAAUCGGUGAAAGGUCUAAGGGACCAGAUAUUGGCAGGUUCCAAGCUAGCAUCUUCCAGAGGUUAUGCCAGUCCAACUAGACAAUCUUCCCAGCCUUGGCCAUCAAGAGAACUCGCCAACACCUUCCAAGAUAGACCUGUUAUAGUGCCUGCGCCGGGGAACGGUCUAAAAUCAAGGUUAGGGGAACCAAGGGGUGAGGCUCAAAGUGUAAGGAAGUCCAAAAGAUGAAAAAAAGCUCUUAUCUAUUGACACUAUGAUUUGCUAAGGCAAUAAUACCCUUUGUAUCGCACGAUGGCUGGUAAAAGGCAGGGAGAGCAAAUAUCAUAGACCUGCGAUCCGAUAGGUAGAAGAAGCUGAAAGAAGCUUUUCUCCUUUCAAUUGUUAAUUUGUUGAUAGCCAUGAAUCAGCUUCUCUCCUUUCAAAUGUUAUUUUGUUGAUAGCCAUGAAUGUUGAAGUUGCAGCCCUUGCUGCUUAAAUUUUCAUUUGACCAUAUGCAGGUAUGGUCGUGUUCGUAGAGUUCAAUAACCAGCGAGUUUUGAUUUUUCCUUUUCUCCUGUAACAUAUGCUGAAGGUGAUUAAUGACAUUUUGUUUUCUUUACCA